AUGCCUCUUUCUGUUUUGCCCGGUAAUGUAGAUCGCGAUGCAGUGUUUUACAAAGUUAGGAUUGUUUCAAUCAUCCUUUUUACAAACGACACUUCCGGCAAUCGUUCAAAGCAGUACAAUCCGUUUGAAAGCUGGUUAAUGAGAUGCGCUGCCUUGCCUUUUAAGGAUCGAAAUUCGAUAGCAAACAUCCAGUUUCUUUCUACAAUCCCUAAGAAAGAUGGUGCAAAUGGUAUGUCUCUUCUGCCAGCAAUCGUUGAUGACUUUAAGAAACUCGAGAAAGGUGUAAAAAUGUUCUCCGCUGAAGACAAUGAGUAUGUUCUGGUUGUUGCUCCCAUCCUUUGGAUUGAGGCUGACACGCCAUGUCAUUCGGAACUUUGCGGAUUGCUUGGGCCGGCCACCACAUUUCCUUGCAGAAGAUGCUACAUCGAACUUAGACGUGCAAAAGUCUUUGUGAAGGACUUGUUCUACUUCUGUGAGUGCCAUGAGAGACGAACUCGAGAGCACUAUGUUCUUGCAAACUCGUCACCUGGCAGAGACACUGAGAUCCCAAAUGCUCCGAAAAUUGGAAUGAACACGCCUGCAAACAAGAUAAGCUUUAGAGAUCGUUCGACUGGCCGCUUAUUAGAAUUGCAGUCGUUUGAUCCAGAAAAGGAUACACCAGUGGAAAUCCUCCACACGAUACUUCUUGGUGUUGCAAAGUAUAUGGUGAUUGACUUGGUUAAGGUCGUGCUUAAGAAUGACACAGCCACAAUAGCAAGACUUUCAGAAUUCUUGACAGAUUACACGCGAUCAACUGGUCUAUCAAGAAAGUUCACCCGAAACUUGAGACAUAGUGGUUCAUUCCUCGGUAGAGAUUUCAAGGUUCUGCUUCAAAUACUUCCUGUAAUUCUGAUUACAGAAUUCUCUGGAAAUCAUGAGCUAGACCUUAUAAUACCAUGCUUUGUUGAACUUGGCCGAUUGUGUUCUCUGGUAUUCGUUCGUCAGGUGACAUCAGACUUUGAUAACUAUAUUAUCAGAGUAGAUAAUGCAGUGAAGUGCUUGAUCAGAGCAUUAUUUGACUACGAUAAAGGAACCAAGAACGAGCUCCACAAGGCAUAUUGCACCAAGCCGAAAGUUUAUUACUUGACACAUCUCAAGGAAGAUAUAAUUCGUUUUGGCCCAGCCCUCAAUUAUGAAACAGAAAAGGGCGAACAGUUCAAUAAGCACAUUCGCGAACAUCUGUUUCAUACGAAUCGCCAAAACACUUCCAGGGAUGUUUGCCUAAAGUUUGCAAAGCAGGUAGCAUUGCAACAUGUAAUUGACGGCGGGUCGUGGAUUAAUAGCUCUGGCAACCGAGAGAAGUCUGGAACUGGAAUAGAGAGGUUCAUUAAGGACAACAAUGAAUCUUUGUUCUAUUACACCUUCUUUGGCGGCUCGAGAGAGCUAAAGGACAACAACGACACUGGAGAUAUUGAAGAUGACGCCGUCCAAAACAACAGUUUUGGCGCGUUUGUUUUUAAAAAUGAUCCAAUCUCUCGCCCUCGUAUAGGACUUGUCUCAGGCUCUGUUGUUAAGUUUCUUAGCAUUGUUCCUCGUACGGAUAAUGACAGAAACAAUAACUAUGCCAAGGCUGUAAUGACAGAUUUGCACAUUUUCCGCAACCCAUUUUACAUUGUAAAUUUGAGCAAGUUCGGUUCCUACUGGUUCAUUUUCAAUAAUAUUCUUUUUGAUGAAUAA
Phycomyces blakesleeanus NRRL 1555(-) is the source of this 1716-nucleotide messenger RNA. RefSeq lists its product as hypothetical. The transcript is spliced from 2 exons. NCBI's taxonomy places the organism in Eukaryota, Fungi, Mucoromycota, Mucoromycetes, Mucorales, Phycomycetaceae. The coding region runs from base 1 to 1716 and encodes 571 amino acids. The record is from RefSeq and is a predicted model, not a curated record.